This is a messenger RNA of Chrysochloris asiatica (Cape golden mole), 1170 nucleotides long. Its product is annotated as zinc finger protein 154-like. Gene Ontology annotation, biological process: regulation of DNA-templated transcription. The record is from RefSeq and is a predicted model, not a curated record. NCBI's taxonomy places the organism in Eukaryota, Metazoa, Chordata, Mammalia, Afrosoricida, Chrysochloridae. Bases 1 to 1170 code for a protein of 389 amino acids. The transcript has 4 exons.
AUGCUAGUUCCCGUGGCUGGAAACGCGCUUAUGGACCCUACACAGUGGCAGGGCUGUGUGACCUUUGAGGACGUGGCUGUGUCCUUCUCCCAGGAGGAGUGGGGGCUGCUUGAUGAGACUCAGAGGCUCCUAUUCUGUGAUGUGAUGCUGGAGAACUUUGCAAUCAUAGCCUCCCUGGUUACUCAACAUGAGAGCAUCUGCAAUGAAGAGGGGAUUUAUGAGGGUAGCAAAUGUAAGAAAGACUUCACUUGCAAGUAUGGACUUGUUCAGAACCAGGGAAGUCACACUGGAGAAAAGCCAUAUGAAUGUGGUGAAUGUGGAAAAUCCUUUAGAUACAAAUGUUUACUUAUUUACCAUGAGAGAGUUCAUACUGGAGAAAGGCCUUAUAAGUGUGAGGAAUGUGGGAAAUCAUUUAGAGAUUCCUCAACCCUAAUUCAGCAUCAGAAAAUUCACACCGGAGAAAGACCUUAUGAGUGCAGUGAAUGUGGGAAAUGCUUUAACCGUAGAUCUGACCUGAAUAAACACCAGAGAAGUCACACCGGGGAAAGGCCUUAUGAGUGCAGCGAAUGUGGGAAAUUCUUUGGCCGUCACUCCCUCCUUCAUAAACAUAAGAGAAUCCAUUCUACAACUACACCGUAUGAGUGUAGCAAAUGUGGGAAAUUCUUCAGCUAUUGCUCCUAUCUCAAUAAUCACAGGAGGAUUCACGCAGGAACAGAGCUCUAUGAGUGUUGUGAAUGUGGAAAAUCCUUUAGCCAAGGGUCUAGUCUCAUUCAGCAUCAGAGAAUUCACUUUCGAUCUAUGGCCUAUGAGUGUGGCGAAUGUGGGAAAUCUUUUAGCCGUAAAUCUCUACUUAUUUACCACCAGAGAGUUCAUACAGGAGAAAGGCCUUAUCAGUGUAUGGAAUGUGAAAAAUCAUUUUGUCAUCGCUCAGCCUUCAUUCGACAUUGGAAAAUUCACACUGGUGAAAGGCCUUAUGAGUGCGUUAAAUGUGGGAAGUUGUUUAGCCGUAGCUCCCACCUUAAUAAACACAAGAGAAUUCAUGUUGGAGAAAAACCUUUAAGUGUAGCAAAUAUGGGAAGUUCUUUUUCUACAAACGUGGCCACACUUGACACUGGAGGAGUUCACAUAGGAGCAAAGCCUUAUGAGUGUGGGGAAUGGGAAAUUCUCUAG